This is a messenger RNA of Loxodonta africana (African savanna elephant), 1492 nucleotides long. RefSeq names its product DnaJ heat shock protein family (Hsp40) member C24 (gene DNAJC24). Gene Ontology annotation, biological process: positive regulation of ATP-dependent activity. Gene Ontology annotation, molecular function: ATPase activator activity; ferrous iron binding. The record is from RefSeq and is a predicted model, not a curated record. Bases 156 to 605 code for a protein of 149 amino acids. Lineage: Eukaryota; Metazoa; Chordata; Mammalia; Proboscidea; Elephantidae. The transcript is spliced from 5 exons.
UCUACGACUCGACCAGAAACCUUUGCACGUCAGAGCAAUGACUUCCGGCGGAAGGUAAAGCCGGUUCCGAGUUCUGGCCUAAAGAAGGCAUGGAGUGGACACCCACGGCUGUAUAAAGAUUGCUGAACUGAGAAAGGCCACUUCUUGCUCAAUGGAUGAUGGCAUUUGAGCAGAUACCAAGAAAGGAUUGGUACAGCAUUCUGGGCGCACACCCAUCUGCAAGUGUGUCAGACUUGAAACAAAAGUAUCAAAAACUCAUUUUAAUGUACCAUCCAGACAAACAAAGUGCAGAUGUGCCAGCAGGAACAGUGGAGGAAUGCAUACAGAAGUUCAUCGAAAUUGAUCAGGCAUGGAAGAUUCUAGGGAAUGAAGAGACAAAAAAAGAGUAUGACCUGCAGCGGCAUGAAGAUGAGCUAAGAAAUAUUGGACCGGUAGAUGCACGAGUAUAUCUUGAAGAAAUGUCCUGGAAUAAAGAUGAUCACUCUUUUUCUCUGAGCUGCCGAUGUGGUGGAAAAUACAGUAUUUCCAAGGAUGAAGUGGAAGAAGUUAACCUGAUUUCUUGUGAUACAUGUUCACUGAUUGUAGAACUCCUUCAUUAUAGCUGAAGUUAUUCACUACUUGGAAUCCUUUAACCAUGUAUUCAGACAUGUUGAGGAGAGUCCAUUUGAACUAACAUAUGAAGCUCAAAUAAGUACAUUUCUCUUCAUUGUCAUCUCUGUUAUUUGUUGAGAAAAUAUAAGAUUGUUAAGCAGAGGCCACCUCAGAUUAAUAGAAAAUUAAUUUAGUUAUAUUUAUUUAUAAUUUAUACUCACCGAUUGUCCCCCAAAAUAUGAAUUAGAAAUUAAAUUUAGUCAAUUCCUGUUUAAGAACUUUUAUUAUUGGUUUGUUUUCUCCUUGGUACAAAAUAAGAGUUUUCUUUUUCCUCCUGUUUAAAUGGGUAACAGUGUCAUACUCGUUUACCGAAAAAGCAGAUGAUGUUUCUAGCUGCUUAUAGGUCUAUCCUACAUCUAUCUUAAAUUCUAGGGUUGUUGGAAUUAAAUUAGAAUCUUUGUAAAUAACAUACGAACCUAAUAUGGAUAUUCAUAAGGUUAUUUCAAAGUUAAUAAAGAAGACAGAGUGCCAACAACAGAGAAAAGUAUGCCUUUAGAGGCAGAAGUUUCAACUCCAUUCCUGGCCCUAUAUUUUCAAAUCAUAUGGCUAUACUGAAAAGAAGGAUUCCUGGUGGCACAACAGUUAAGCACUUGGCUGCUAACUGAAAGGUUGGUGGUUCAAACCCACCCAAUGGCUCUGCAGGAGAAAGACCUGGCAAUCUGCUCCCAUAAAGAUUACAGACUUCAAGAGCCUGUGGAGUUACUAUGAGUUGAAAUUGAUUCGAUGGCACCUAACAACAACGGUAACAUACUGAGGCAUGGAAUAAGCUCUUGAACACUGCCAUGUUCAAUUUCAGAAUGUAAUUUUUAAAAAAAUAAUAAAAAAUUUGAAAUGGGUACAC